Aspergillus affinis is the source of this 1701-nucleotide messenger RNA. RefSeq names its product MFS general substrate transporter. Gene Ontology annotation, molecular function: transmembrane transporter activity. Gene Ontology annotation, biological process: transmembrane transport. Bases 1 to 1701 code for a protein of 566 amino acids. NCBI's taxonomy places the organism in Eukaryota, Fungi, Ascomycota, Eurotiomycetes, Eurotiales, Aspergillaceae. The record is from RefSeq and is a predicted model, not a curated record. The transcript is spliced from 5 exons.
AUGGACGAAAAAGACUCUUCUUCCACGCAAAUCCCUCCGUCGGAGGAGACUCAGUCGCCGCCGCCCGAGCCCAAGGAUGAAAGCGUGCGAACGAUCCAUGGCUUCAAGUGGUUCUUGGUUUGUAUAUCUCUGUACGUCGGAUCAUUGAUCUAUGGCCUGGACACCACCAUUGCGGCCGACAUUCAGGCUGCUAUCAUCAAACGAUUUGACAAUGUGGACCAGCUGACCUGGGUCGGCACUGGAUUCCCCCUGGGCUCUGUGUGUGCUAUUCUGCCGGCUGCCGCUUUCUACGCUGUCUUUGACCUCAAGAUGCUCUUCAUCGCCAGUGUCGUCCUGUUCGAAGUCGGCUCCGUGCUCUGCGGUGCUGCUCCCAACAUGAACGCCCUGAUUGUAGGACGUGUUCUCGCUGGUCUGGGAGGAUCAGGAGUCUACAUCGGGUAUGAUACUGUUUCCUUGCAUGAUCGGGAAGCUUCCACUGAUUCAGUCUCAAGUAUCCUCAAUUACUUCUCUCUCUGUACCACCAACAAAGAGCGUGGUCGGUAUGUGUCGGGCAUCGGGCUUGUCUGGGGUGUCGGUGCUAUUUUGGGUCCUGUGGUUGGAGGCUCUUUUUCCGACAGCUCGGCUACCUGGCGUUGGUCAUUUUACAUCAAUUUGGUCAUCGCCGCCAUUUGUGCCCCGGUCUACGUCUUCUACCUACCCUCGGUUAAGCCGCCCGCAGCCUCAAACACCUCCAUCCUCAAGAGACUAGGAGCCAUGGACUGGAUAGGCUUCUUGCUGAGUUCCGGGACCGUGGUGUGCUUUGUCAUGGUGUUGACCUUUGGCGGAGCGGGAUGGGCCUGGGACGACGGGCGAUCCAUUGCAACCUGGGUGGUCUUCGGAAUUCUUCUAAUUGCCACAGUAGUACAGCAGAAGUUCAUGCUCUUGACAGACGAGGAACACCGGAUGUCACCUCCCGGCCACAUUCUCAAGAAUCGUUCGCAGAUUCUGUUCAACAUCCAGACCGCGGCAACGGUGGCGAACAUCUAUGUUCCGCUGUAUUACAUCCCGCUCUUUUUUCAGUUCGUGCAGGGAGACACGGCAGUUAAGGCUGCGGUGCGGUUGUUACCUUUCAUUCUGCUGCUGGUCUGCACCAACAUGACAUCCGGGGCCCUCUUGCCACGUAUUGGUUACUAUUGGGCUAUCUACGUCGUUACCGGUGUAUUGAUGACCGUUGGUGGCGCGCUUAUGUACACCGUCAAUAUCGAUACCAAGCCUGGCAAUAUAUACGGAUACAGCAUUCUCCUCGCUAUAGGCAGUGGCCUGACGUUCCAGGCAGGUUACACUCUGGCCGGUAUCAAGGUUUCCCUGAAAGGCUGGCCCGGGAAAGACAUUCAAAUGGCCGUUUCUCUCCAGAACAUCUCCCAAGUUGGCGGCACGCUGCUAUGUCUCUUGAUCUCGGGACAGAUCUUCCAGAGUCUCGCCUUCAGCAACUUGAAAACCGUUCUCGGACCCGAGGGAUACAGCGAUUCGGAAAUUCGUUCUGUUGUUGCCGGUACUCAGAGCUCUGUAUUUGAACAUCUCAACGAAGAGCUGGCCUAUGAGAGCACUAAGGCAAUUACUCAGGCGAUGAGCCGCGUGUACAGUAUCAGUAUUGCGGCCGGUGGGUUAUCGCUCAUUGCCGCCUUGUUGAUGAAGAAAGAACGCCUGUUCGGGAAGAAGUGA